This is a messenger RNA of Loxodonta africana (African savanna elephant), 1330 nucleotides long. RefSeq names its product Tax1 binding protein 3 (gene TAX1BP3). The transcript has 4 exons. Gene Ontology annotation, molecular function: protein binding. The record is from RefSeq and is a predicted model, not a curated record. NCBI's taxonomy places the organism in Eukaryota, Metazoa, Chordata, Mammalia, Proboscidea, Elephantidae. Gene Ontology annotation, biological process: receptor localization to synapse; embryo development; receptor clustering. Bases 70 to 444 code for a protein of 124 amino acids. Gene Ontology annotation, cellular component: basolateral plasma membrane; cell junction.
GGCGCGGCCGCUGUGAUUUUCGCUGCGGGCUUCACGGAACGGUGCUUGGUUACCAGGAUUGGGGUCGAGAUGUCCUACAUCCCGGGACAGCCGGUCACCGCAGUGGUGCAAAGAGUUGAAAUUCAUAAGCUGCGUCAAGGUGAGAACUUAAUCCUGGGGUUCAGUAUUGGAGGUGGAAUUGACCAGGAUCCCUCCCAGAAUCCCUUCUCAGAAGAUAAGACCGACAAGGGCAUUUACGUCACACGGGUGUCUGAAGGAGGCCCCGCUGAAAUUGCUGGGCUGCAGAUUGGAGACAAAAUCAUGCAGGUGAACGGAUGGGACAUGACCAUGGUCACCCAUGACCAGGCCCGGAAGCGGCUCACCAAGCGCUCAGAGGAGGUGGUACGCCUGCUGGUGACGCGGCAGUCGUUGCAGAAGGCCGUGCAGCAGUCGAUGCUGUCCUAGCAGCCCGCCAUGGUCCCCGACUUGUGCCUGCCCACCUCUGUACAGUGACACCACUUCCACCCCAUCUGCCCCUUGUUCUGGCUUCUGCUGAGCGCUGGGCCUCCGCUCAGAAGGGCAAAAGCUGGUCCCAAAGGCAUUUCCUUGAGGCCGACCCAGUCUCUCCCUCCCCUCUCUUACCUUGGCCUGAGGCUGUGGGGCCAGUUUCCUCCCUUGAACGCUGAGGACUGGAAACAAGGGCCUGGAGCUGAGUUGUAGCCAGUGUGCACUGGCCCCAGGUUCAGCCCCCAGGCCCUGCUGCCUGGCCCGGGCAAUGCCCGGGCAAAUGGGGAGACACCAUUUCCUGAGAGCUGCCAAAAUGCUGGAAAGUGACAGGCGGGGCCAGGCCUCUCCCCAUCCUUUGCUCUGGUUGCAGGCUCAGUCCUGUCCUGGUGUCUAAACUCUGCAGUGCCCGUCCCCCAUGCUUUUCCCCGCAUUGCCCAGCAGGGAACUUGCUACACACACUACCAGAGGCAUUGUGGAGGUUUACCCACAGAAGCCACACAGUUCAGCGCAACGCACCCCACUCCCCCGAGGGUGCUGGCCUCCCCAGGGUUCACCUGCUCACAAGAUCUAGAUGAAGUUCAAGGCUGACAUUUCAGGGCACCUCUCAGGAUUGCCAAUUUCCUCUAUGUGUGUGGGUUUAACUUUUGUAUUUUUUUAAUCACAACUUUGAUACAAAGCAUUUUUAUCUUCCUAUUUGGAGAUGCCACCUCUACUUUUGAAUUUAGCUUACUAAUUCACAUCUGGGGCAACCACCACUCCUAGCAAGUUAACAAGCCUUACUGUUGUGACUGGAAAUGGCAAUGUGAUGCUGCCCACACCUGAUAAUAAACAACGCUGGGAUUCA